GAGCACCGCGUCGCUCUGGCGCAGGGCAGUGGGCUCCGAGUCAACUGGCAUGACCGCCCGGGCACUGGGGCAGACAUUGAAUCGUCUGCUGGACAUGCGGGCAUCGGGUCCCAGGCAUCAGGUCAUUUGGCUCGACAGCGGGCACCGUGUCCGAUAUCUGGCAAGGCAGUGGGCUCCGAGUCAACAGGCACGACAGUGGGCACCGGGUCAUCAGGUACCGGAUUGUCUGGCUCGACAGCGGGCAUCGGGUCACCAGGUAUGACAGCGGGCCUGGGUCACCAGGUCAUCAGGUCAUGUGGCUCGACAGCGGGCACGCGCCCAUCUGGCAAGGCAGUGGGCUCCGAGUGCAACUGGUAUGACUGCCCCGGCACUGGGUCAGACAUUGGAUAUCUGACUGGACAGCGGGCAUCGGGUCACCAGGCAUCUGUGUCAUUUGGCUCGCCAGCGGGCACCGCGUCAUCUGACCGGCAGUGGGCACCGAUCAUCUGCAGGUACGACCAGCCAGCUCUGAGUCAAUUACCGGAUCAUCUGAUCAACAGCGGGCAUCGAGUCAACUGGCCUAUGUGAUCGUCAGGCUGGAUCAGUUCAUCAUGCUGGAGAGGCAUCAGGCUGCGUACAGGCAUCAGGCCGAGUAGGGCUUACUGUCAGUACCAGGGCUGGCCAGCGGG
Molecule: messenger RNA, 668 nt
Organism: Staurois parvus
Lineage: Eukaryota; Metazoa; Chordata; Amphibia; Anura; Ranidae
Source: the annotation of a GenBank genome assembly